Molecule: messenger RNA, 788 nt
Organism: Ochotona curzoniae (black-lipped pika)
Lineage: Eukaryota; Metazoa; Chordata; Mammalia; Lagomorpha; Ochotonidae
Gene: CLDN11
Product: claudin 11
Exons: 3
Coding region: 1-624 (207 amino acids)
Biological process (GO): cell adhesion; bicellular tight junction assembly
Cellular component (GO): bicellular tight junction; plasma membrane
Molecular function (GO): structural molecule activity
Source: RefSeq, a predicted model, not a curated record
AUGGUGGCCACGUGCCUGCAGGUGGUGGGCUUCGUCACGAGCUUCGUGGGAUGGAUCGGCAUCAUCGUCACCACAUCUACCAACGACUGGGUGGUAACCUGCGGCUACACCAUCCCCACGUGCCGUAAGCUGGACGAACUGGGCUCCAAGGGGCUGUGGGCGGACUGCGUCAUGGCCACGGGGCUGUACCACUGCAAGCCCCUGGUGGACAUCCUCAUCCUGCCGGGCUAUGUGCAAGCUUGCCGGGCCCUGAUGAUUGCUGCCUCCGUCCUGGGGCUGCCAGCCAUCCUGUUGCUGCUCACCGUGCUCCCUUGCAUCCGGAUGGGCCAUGAGCCUGGCGUCGCCAAGUACCGGCGGGCCCAGCUGGCCGGGGUGCUGCUCAUUCUGCUGGCCCUCUGCGCCAUCGUCGCCACCAUCUGGUUCCCUGUGUGCGCCCACCGGGAGACCACCAUCGUGAGCUUCGGCUACUCCCUGUACGCGGGCUGGAUCGGGGCUGUGAUGUGCCUGGUCGGGGGCUGUGUCAUCGUCUGCUGCUCCGGAGACGCCCAGUCGUUCGGGGAAAACCGCUUCUACUACUCGUCGGGCUCCAGCUCCCCGACGCACGCCAAGAGUGCUCACGUGUAAGCCAGCCCCGGGCGGCCCUCCGAGGUGCUGUUAGAGGCUGGCUGGGCCCGCGGCGGCGAGGGGCGCACUCCUCCGCCAGGCUCCGGAGGGGCUAGCGAAAGGCCUGGCCUGCCUUAGUCUUAACACCACCCUCAACUCCCGACCUUUUGGUUGUCUUAAAAGAA